AAUGCAGCCCUGUCUAUCAAUCAAUAUCUGUCUGUCUGUCGAAUCUCCCUCCCUGCAAACAGGCUGGCUGGGCUACAGUGGGAACCCCGCUCCCCAUAAAUCCAGUGGGGUCUUCGCCCCGCGUUAAGAAGAAACGUAGAGGGCCCGUUGUUUUGCAUGAAGGAGGCCUCUCGGAUUUUGUGACUCAUGGAGAAAAUAAUAUCUGUCGUUUAACAUAAAAGGAAUUAGAUCAAUAUAAUUGUUGGGUGAACUCCAGUUGUGUUGCUUGGAACCUUCCAAUAUUAAUUCAUGACGUUUGGUUUUGGUACGGAAACUUGUUCUCGUCUGUUUACUUCUACGCAAGCGGGACGUGGUGGCUGCCAACUUCUCCCUCCAUGAGGCCCACUGCUUGCGCUUCCUGACCAUCUGCCCCAAGUGUGAGGAGCCAGUGGUGCUGAAGGACAUGGCGGAACACCUCGCUACAGCCCACGAACAGGUCAGAUGCAAGCGCUGCCACCAGGCAAUGCAGCGAUUCUUACUGGAGCACCAUGAGGCUGAAGACUGCCCCGAGCGCCUGGCCCAGUGCCACUUCUGCGAGCUGGAGGUGCCCUUCCGCCAGCUGCAGAGUCACCUCAAGGCCUGUGGCAGCCGGACCACCCCAUGCUGGGAUUGCGGCAAGUACAUCAUGUACAAAGCCCUGGAAGACCACAGCCGCACCUGCCGGGAAAACAAGGUGCUCACUGGCCCUGGGCCCAAGGCCAAUCUGUGCCAGCAGUGCAACAGCUGGUUCCCCGACGAGAAGUACCUCCAGCACCUGAAUGAGUGCAGCCCCCUCUCUCAGCUCCUGGGGGCCCUCAGCACCCGAUCAUCCACAGAGCCCACCUCCCCUCCGUCCGCCUCGAGCCCCCUGACCCCAGCCACUCCGCCCCCCACCCCGAGCCCGGUGGCUGAGAAGGACGUCCGGCCCAAGAUAAAGGAGAAGGAGUUGUCUUCCCUGGGGAGACCCUCGAUGAAGCCCUCUCGGCCCAAGAAGUCCUCCAGCCGGCCGGCCUUCACCUCCACCCUUCCCCAGGCCCUGGGGGACGAGGAAGAGGCCGCCACAGCCUAUGACCAACUGGCCACCUGCUCCCAGUGCAACAUCCUCCUGCCCAGGCCCACCCUGCAGAAGCAUGAGAAAAAGUGUCGACGGGGAGCUUCUUUGCAGGCCCUGCGACGGAGCCCCCGGAUCCUGAGGAAAGAAGAGGAGUCGAAGUAGAGAGAGAUCCAUCUUGCAGGAAGAUCCCUGGGCAGCGGCAAUCACAUCUCCCACCUCUGGGCGUUGGGCCAGCCCAGAUUUUUUGCCUCCCUGCAGGAUCAGGUUCAAAGUAAAGCGCUUUGCAACGCACAA
Molecule: messenger RNA, 1366 nt
Organism: Podarcis muralis (Common wall lizard)
Lineage: Eukaryota; Metazoa; Chordata; Lepidosauria; Squamata; Lacertidae
Gene: XAF1
Product: XIAP associated factor 1
Biological process (GO): apoptotic process
Cellular component (GO): mitochondrion
Molecular function (GO): zinc ion binding
Source: RefSeq, a predicted model, not a curated record